Molecule: messenger RNA, 2351 nt
Organism: Setaria italica (foxtail millet)
Lineage: Eukaryota; Viridiplantae; Streptophyta; Magnoliopsida; Poales; Poaceae
Product: pentatricopeptide repeat-containing protein At2g37320
Exons: 3
Coding region: 485-2098 (537 amino acids)
Biological process (GO): RNA modification
Molecular function (GO): RNA binding; protein binding
Source: RefSeq, a predicted model, not a curated record
UCGGAGGUGGACGCGGCCCAUCAUCUCUAUCCCACCCAGUCCAAGCAAUCUGCCGUAGCGCCGCCCGAUGUUGACGGGGCCGACGCGGCGACGCCGGUGUACGCCGCGGAUGAGCACCACUGGAGAGGGGAGGAGGAGACGGUAGGAGAGGCGGACAGGCGGUCCUGCACGGUCUCCUGCGGUUCCUCCGGCGGCGGUGUCGCGCUACGAGGUUCGCCGCGAGCACAGCGCCACCAGCCGGCAGCCGGCUGCUCCUUCUCACUCCGUGCGUGCGGCUCUGCGCCAGUACCUGAGCGCCGGCAGAGCGGCAGGAAGCAACCCACGGCCAGUUUAACCGAGUCACUUCGAAAGCGAUUGAAACAACAUUGUGCAAUGCUGUAAUUUUCCAUCGAUAACUUCAAAUCUUUUAUACAUCUGUACUAUAAACCGAACCUGUUCACGGAUGUGGACUCAUGGGAGUUUUUCUUGAUCUGCCACUGUUGUCAUGCCCAAUCAUCUCUUCUGCCGGUUCAAAAAUCGUGCUGUUCUACCAGCAUUGGCGGUAAUUCGUCUAGUUGUGGCAAAUUUUGGCACAUCCUCAGCAGUUGAGAGGUCGAGAAAACAAAGGUGUGCCAACAUCCACAAUGCAUUGAGCGUUUUGGACCUAGUACCAACCAAGCACCAUUGUGGUGAAGAGGAAGUUCCAUCCCAUCACCGCCUUAUCAAUGACUGUAUGUAUGACAUCCUGGGAGUUCAGUCAAAGCGGAAUGUUCUGCAUAAGAGAAAAUAUGACUUUUUUAACUCAAGCUCAAAUCAACGACGGCCUAAAGGUGGUAAUGUUGUCUCAAGUAAUAUCUCAGUUUACCCUCACAAGACUAGAUUCCCAAAGGAGGACAUGCUUAUGCAGGUAGUGGAACUGCAUAGGAGUGGGAGCAUCGGUUCAGAUGCAUCUAUUUUGGCACCUGCGCUGAGUUCUUGUGCUGACAGGAAAACCCUUACUGGAGGUGCACAGCUUCAGGCUUUACUAGUGAAAGUGGGAUAUGACUCCUCUAUCCUUGUUGGCAGCUCAUUGAUCAGCUUUUAUUCAAGAUGUGGCCAGUUGGGAAAUGCUCAUAUGGUUUUCCUGGGCAUGGCGGCAAAAAACACAGUGUCAUGGACAGCACUUAUUUCUGGUUAUGCCCAGGAUAAUCAGGUGGAGCCAUGUCUCCAUUUUUUUGCACUGAUGAGGCAGUCUGUGUGCAAGCCAAAUGACAUCACAUUUGCAACUAUAUUCAGUGUGUGCACUAACCAUGCAUUUCUUGCCCUUGGUAAAAGCGUUCAAGGCCUACAACUGAAAAUGGGUUUCGAUUCCUAUGUGCAUGUGUCCAAUGCAUUGGUAUCAAUGUAUGCAAAGUGUGGGAGUAUUGGUGAAGCACGAGCCAUAUUUGAGAGCAUCGCCUGCAAAGACCUCAUCUCAUGGAACUCCAUGAUCUUUGGAUAUUCACAGCAUGGCCUUGCUGAACAUUGCCUUGAUUUGCUGAAAGAAAUGCAAGGGCACAUAAUGCCGGAUGCAAUAUCCUUCCUAGGCGUGCUUUCGUCAUGCCGGCAUGCAUGCCUUGUAGCAGAAGGCCGACGCUGCUUCAUGGAAAUGAUUGAGCAUGGAAUAAAACCAGAGCUAGAUCAUUACUCAUGUAUGAUUGAUCUCCUUGGUCGUGCAGGACUGCUUGAUGAAGCGUGGGAUCUUAUCCAGACGAUGUCCAUGCCCCCAAAUGGUGUCGUAUGGGGCUCCCUGCUAGCUUCCUGUAGAGUGCACGGAAGUGUUUCAAUUGGCAUACAGGCUGCAGAGCACCGUCUUAAGCUUUUACCAGGUUGCGCGGCAGCUCAUGUGCAGCUAGCGAAUUUGUAUGCAAGCUUUGGCUGCUGGAGUGAUGUGGCAAGAGUGAGGAAGACAAUGAAAGAAAGAGGGCUGAAAACAAACAUUGGGUGCAGUUGGAUAGAAGUUGGCAACAAAGUUUACACUUUCACAGCAGAAAACAGAUCAAAGAGCCAAGUAAAUUAUGUUCUGGCCAUUCUUGAUUGCUUGCGGUCACAUAUGGAUUAUAAGUGUGAUAUAUUGAUUGAUGGUCUGGAUUGGGACUGAGCAUAUCAAGUCAAGUUAGGACACUCUAUAAACUUAAAAGAUCACGGCUUGCCUUGUUCAACUAGGCACUUUAUAGGAAAUGACAAGGUCACUCGCACCUCAAAUAUCUUGUAAAAGAUCACUCGAUGUAACAUGCAAGUAUAACACCUGUGUGUAAGCAUUUUGUAAGAAUGUGAUUUGCUCAGUUUACUUUCUGUUGAAUGGUCAAUGAUACCCAUAUUCAUUUUAUACUAAUAUAUUUUGACAACCGAAA